Oryzias melastigma (Indian medaka) is the source of this 1029-nucleotide messenger RNA. RefSeq names its product interleukin 12a (gene il12a). Gene Ontology annotation, molecular function: growth factor activity; interleukin-12 receptor binding. NCBI's taxonomy places the organism in Eukaryota, Metazoa, Chordata, Actinopteri, Beloniformes, Adrianichthyidae. The transcript is spliced from 7 exons. The record is from RefSeq and is a predicted model, not a curated record. Gene Ontology annotation, biological process: immune response. Gene Ontology annotation, cellular component: extracellular region. Bases 1 to 618 code for a protein of 205 amino acids.
AUGGCGACAUUUCUCACUUACUUCACCAGCUGUGCGCUGCUGCUCACGUGGAGCUGGCGCACAUCCACGGCGGUGCCAGUGCGCGCUCCGGGCGCAGGCAGAGACCAGCAGUGCGCAGCGCUCUUCAAGGACCUUCUGUUCAGCACCAGGGGCAACUUCAUCGAGGAUUUAUGUCAUGGAAUGAUCCCAUUCAGUGACGUGACGUUGAGGAGCGCUGAAACGGUGUACGCAUGCGCACCUAAUCCGACUGAGAACUCCAACUGCUGGAUGCAAAGAAAUUCCUCUUUCAGUGAGAGUGAAUGCAUGAGGAACAUCAUGAAAGACUUGGCCUUCUACGAUGCAGCUAUGCAGUCCUACCUCAAAUCUGACCUCUCCCGGCCCGAGAUCGAGAUUCCUCCUUUGAGGCACACUCUGACAAUAAUACAGGAACUGAGGAGGGGCUGUUCCCUGACAGCGAAUGGGGACAUCAGCUCCAUGGAGGAUUCUACGAAUCUGUGGCCAAACGACUCUUUCAAAAACCGUCAGAAGAUGUGCAAGAUGAUGAAAGGGCUGCACGUGCGCUCCAUCACCAUCAACCGAGCCCUGGGCUACAUCUCCUCCGGAGACCACCGGAAGUAAAGCCUCCAGAACAAAGCUUCUGACACCAUCAGCACUGCAACCCCCAAAUUUAACUAAGCUGUACAACUACUACGACAACUACUUACUGUGUGGUACUUUACACCGACCAAGCUGCAAAAGUAUCUGCUGCUCCGUCAGAACUCCAGCUGACCAACAUCUGUCGAUGAAUGUAUUUGAAUAGUUGCUUAAAAGUACUAUUUAUUUAUUUAUUUAAAAUCUAUUUAUGAAUGUAUUUAUUGGAUGGUCUACAGUGUUAUUUAUGAGCUUUUAUGAAAACUUUUGUUUUUGUGACCUAAAGUUUUGUUUUCUUUUGGGAAACUGAUGCAAAUCCAAUUAUAGUAAUUGGGCUGUAAUGUUGUUCAGAUGUUCAGAACGUCACGUUUGUAUUAAAUACAGUGCAGAAAAAACUGA